Python bivittatus (Burmese python) is the source of this 2405-nucleotide messenger RNA. RefSeq names its product proline rich and Gla domain 2 (gene PRRG2). The record is from RefSeq and is a predicted model, not a curated record. NCBI's taxonomy places the organism in Eukaryota, Metazoa, Chordata, Lepidosauria, Squamata, Pythonidae. Gene Ontology annotation, molecular function: calcium ion binding. Gene Ontology annotation, cellular component: extracellular region; plasma membrane.
UUCAGACUUGGACUUUUGGUAGCGCCUGGUUCCACCCAGGAGGCACUCAGUUUUAUUCCAACAGUUCCUCUCGCUCUGCUCCCAGUGAGGAUGUAUCCAUGCCUUCAUUUAUCCCCUUAUCAACCACUCAUGCUUAGCUUGCCUUUGAACAGUGCAGAUCCAGCUUUCUAGUGUGGGCAAGCAAGUGGAAUCCAAGAGGAGCGCAGCGCUUCCGCCCAGGUUCCGUUUUCACCCAUUCCGCACAGGACCUACCAUGCGGAGCCUUUUAUGUCUUCUUUUCCUGUUCAAAAUUCUAGUUCCUGGUUUUGCUGCCUCCCUCCGUAGCCAGUCUGACCAGCAACAGACUCAAGAAGUGUUCCUGGAUGCCUCUUCUGCACAUAGAUUCUUGGGCCGUAAGAUUCUUUAUAACCACUGGGAUUUUGAGCUGAUUGUGCCAGACAACUUGGAGCGUGAGUGCAUAGAAGAAGUUUGCAACUAUGAAGAAGCUCGGGAAGUCUUUGAAGACAACUUAAAAACAAAAAAAUUUUGGGAGACCUAUCCACACAAUGGAAGAGGAGGAGCAAGGACCCCAGGAGUGGACGUGGCAGGCCUAGUGUCUGGCCUUAUUGCAGCUUUGGUGUCUACUGUCAUGUUCAUAGUUGUGGCCAUGUAUUGUGUCAAAUACCGUGCUAAAGAGAGAAAUCGAUCCAGAAGACUUCAGGAAAAUUUGUAUCCAGGGAUUCCCCUUGCCAACCUUGAUGAUGAGCCAAAGCCAGAAUCUGCACCUGGGCUUCCUUCUUAUGAGCAAGCAAUGGCAUCUCCAGGGGUGCAUGAUGCGCCACCCCCACCUUACAACAGGAAUAACACCAAUCUGACUCCGCCAACCUGAGUUUUCAACAGCAAGAUAAAUAUGCUUGGAAUACCUUUUGGCCUCCCUCAUCUGUACAGAAGACACUAUGCACACACAUGCAUCAAAGCCGAGGCAGGGAGCACAUAUGUAAACAUGGGACAUUGAAGCAGACAAUUAAUGCAUAUUGGAUAUGAAUGUGCCGUAUACAGAGACUGUACGUGUAUGUCAAGUGAAGCGUGCAAAAGAGGGCAUUGCAGCACAUUUUGGUUGAGAAAUUAAAAUCUAAAAUCGCAAACGGACGUAUUACAACUGAUACCACUAGGUUAACACGAAAGUGAAGUGCCAAUUUGCACAGAUUUCCUCCCCCCAUUUCUUUUUCUUCUUCUUCCACUCACCUUAUGAAUGAGGUUUUUAUACCUGUCUUUUCUAUCAACGUAUGAUUAUGAAAGGAUUAUACUGAGGAUAAAUGAACAUUGUUUUUAUUUGAAGAUAAACAUGAUUGACUGUGCCAGACUAAUUAAUAUAACAGGAACUCCAGGCUGGAGUAAGAAAACUUAUAGCUCAAGACAGAGAUUCAGUUUGGGAAACUGCUCUGAAUUAUGCAAGCUCAGAGAUUUAUUCAGGUGCAGAAAGAAUCGGGAUGUUAUAGGGUGUCUCCUGUAAUUGGCAUGCAGCUUAAAGACUGGAUUCAUUGGUAGCAUCGCAUUUUGCCCCUGCUUUUCCAGAAAGUAGCAUUUGCUGUGGCUACUGGCUUAGCUUUAGCUAAGUUCAUGAUCUAGAGAAUGUCCUCUUCCAGUUCUAACAACACCGAACAUACAAGAAGCUCACUUAGACCAGAUCAGAUUAUUUGACCAUCUGGCCCAGUGUUAUUGCCUGACCCACAUCUGCUGUCCAGGGCCUCAGCAGUGAAAGGCUUCUCCCAUCACAGCUGCCUGACCCAUUUAAAAAUUUGGUCUGGAUUAAGCCUGAUUUUACCUUCAUACAAACACACCUUCAUACACCUCUGAGCAAUGUUCCCUUCCUACCUGCAAAGGCAGACACGCCCACCCAUGCUUCCAGAGGAUUUCAUUGGGGGAGGCAGAUUUGCAAUGCAAAUUGGGCAGUUGCACAGAUAUUUCUAGACAAGUAGGAAAAGUAACAAAUGAGCAGACACUCAUUUAGUUAGAGGUGGAGAGCAAAUAAGAAAGUCCAAAUCAAUUGCAGAAAAUAUGUAUACCUCUGCAGUGAUAUAAGCAUAUAAAAGUGAGAGCAAAACAUGUUUACAUAUACUUCUAAGAGCUAUAUUGCACAGCUCUCUGUGGCACAAGAUGAGAAUGAAAUGAGAAUGAUGGCAUAGUUGGACAAACACAUCUAUAUGCACAGAUGUUAAACUCAUAUCUGUCCUGCCUUUCCACUUACUUGUCAUGAAAUAUUGUUUGCUUGGCUCUGAGCACAAUAGAAAGAACACUCCAUCAUAGCUGUAAGGAAGGGGAAGCGGUUUGUUGAGCGUUGGUGAACAAUAAUGUGGCCAAUUAACUGAAUAGUCUGUGAAUCUUUUAACAUGAUUUGUAUGGAAAAUAAAAUUUAAAAAGCUGUU